GGAGGGAAAUCCCUCAGCUCUUCGAGAGCCUUUUGAAUGGACUGAUGUGUUCUAAGCCUGAAGACCCAGUAGAGUACUUGGAAAGUUGUUUACAGAAAGUAAAGGAACUAGGUGGCUGUGACAAGGUGAAAUGGGAUACAUUUGUCAGCCAGGAAAAGAAGACUUUACCUCCGCUAAAUGGAGGACAGUCACGGAGAUCCUUUCUAAGAAAUGUAAUGCCUGAAAAUUCAAACUUUCCAUAUCGGCGGUAUGAUCGGCUCCCUCCAAUCCAUCAAUUCUCCAUAGAAAGUGACACGGAUCUCUCUGAGACUGCAGAGUUAAUUGAGGAGUAUGAGGUUUUUGAUCCUACUAGACCUCGACCAAAAAUCAUUCUUGUCAUAGGUAUGAGAAAGGAAGCAAAAUUCGUGGACUAUAAUGGGAAUGGCUACCCCUGGCCUUGUGUGGAGCGGCAAUCCCGGAGAUACGCUGGUGAGAACAUAGAGGGGUGGAUACAUGGCAGCCUCCACAGAACCAAAGGAGAUGAUGCCAUGACCACACUUGCAUUGAUCUGUACUCCCGACUUGGUGGUAUUCCUGGCUUGUGCCAAUCAGAGGCUCAAAGAAAGAUUAUUGAAGCGUGCAGAACAACAGGGGCGGCCUGACGACAAUAUGAAAGCUACCCAAAGGCGACUAAUGAACUUCAAGCAGAACGCUGCUCCACUGGUUAAAUACUUCCAGGAAAAAGGGCUCAUCAUGACUUUUGAUGCCGACCGAGAUGAGGAUGAGGUGUUCUAUGACAUCAGCGUGGCAGUUGACAGCAAAUUAUUUCCAAACAAAGAGGCUGCAGCAGGUUCAGGUGACCUUGAUCCUUUGAUGAUGUUGGACACUGGAGAGAUCAUUGAUACAGGUUCUGAUUAUGAAGAUCAGGAUUUCAUUCCUGGCCUUAUUCUCAUAAAUGAAGGACUCUGCUCUGUUAGCUUUCCUGAUUUGAUUGAUCAGCAGGACAAACAUGGAGUCAAAGAACCUACUCCCCUGCAGGCGUUAAUGCCUCCUGGGUCCCUGCUGCUCCUGGCUGGAGGAUGGGGUGGCAUUCCUCAUGAGCCAUGUGGCAUUCCUCAGCGGGAAGUCACCUUUGAUGCUAAUACCUGUGGCAUCCUCGAGAUGUCUGUGGUAAAUCAGAGCACAGGAGAUGAAGCAAGAAUUAUAAUCGCUAUUGACAAAGGCUGUUUGAAUGAGGAACACAUUGAGCUCAUAGUCAAGAAAGGUAAUAAAUAA
This is a messenger RNA of Galeopterus variegatus (Sunda flying lemur), 1253 nucleotides long. Its product is annotated as adenylate kinase isoenzyme 5-like. The transcript is spliced from 9 exons. The record is from RefSeq and is a predicted model, not a curated record. Gene Ontology annotation, biological process: nucleoside triphosphate biosynthetic process. Gene Ontology annotation, molecular function: ATP binding; nucleoside diphosphate kinase activity; ATP-dependent protein folding chaperone. Gene Ontology annotation, cellular component: cytosol; cytoplasm. Lineage: Eukaryota; Metazoa; Chordata; Mammalia; Dermoptera; Cynocephalidae. The coding region runs from base 45 to 1253 and encodes 402 amino acids.